CCGAAGUUUUCCGGGUCUGAGUUAGGGAAAGAGGACGAAACUUCUACAUUUUCAACGCCCAUAUCUCGUUAUAUGGGUCAGAUAACUGGAUUUUAUCGAGCUAUGUUUUGCUAAUCGAGAGCGGUCACUGCUGCAUUACACAAAAACAAACGCGUAUUUUUCGCUACAUUUAGGGACAGAAAGGUUUGUUUUUACUACGUUUUGUUUAUUUUAGGAGCUCAUAUCGCAUGUUAAUGGUGAUUAAAUUGUUGAUACCACGAUGGCAGUGAAGGCUCAGGUAUUAUAUGACUUCACCGCUGAGAGUGGCAACAAUGAGCUGACUGUUCAAGAAGGUGAAAUACUCACGAUCACUAACCAGAAUGUAGGCGGUGGCUGGGUAGAGGCUCGGAAUUCCAGAGGAAAUGUAGGCCUGGUGCCAGAGGACUAUAUUGAGAUCAACCAUGGUUCCACACAAGCAUCAGCGACACAGAACAUUGAUGCUCACAGCCAAGGUUACAACAACAGCUCAGCAAACACUCAGGGGGUUAAUGGAAAUGAGGCUUGGACUGCCACGACAUGGUCCAACAACAACCCUGCAGACAACUGGAACUGCACCGAACAGGAACCAGCAGGCAAUAAUGGUUCUGUCUAUUCGUUUGAUGAGGAAUGGGACGAUGAUUCCGAUGAUGGAAAGUCAACAGGCGGUUAUGGAGGUUCCCAGACGGAAGAGGGCGGAACGAUGCAGCGAGGCGGGGGUCACUCUACAAUGAAAAUAGCACUCAACAAGUUUCCAGGGUUCUCCAAGACUCCAAAUCCAGAGCUGUAUCUGCUUACCAAGCACAUAGCUAAAGGAAAUGACACACUGCCAAUUUAUGCAGGUGAGGUGGGUCCAGUAUGGCUGUAUCCACAAAUUCCAUUAGAUUGUGUAGUGGCUGAUCCCAAAAAGGGUUCAAAAAUGUAUGGCCUGAAGAGCUACAUUGAAUACCAGGUCACACCUAAUACUACUAACAGACCUGUCAAUCACAGAUACAAACACUUUGACUGGUUAUAUGAAAGGCUUGUGGAUAAGUUUGCUUGUGCUCUACCCAUCCCAUGUUUGCCUGACAAACAAGUUACAGGCCGAUUUGAAGAGGAAUUUAUCAAAGUUCGCAUGGAACGCCUGCAGGGAUGGAUGUCCCGCAUGUGCCGACAUCCGGUGAUCUCAAACAGUGAAGUUUUCCAGCUCUUCCUUAACUACAGAGACGAGAAGGAGUGGAAACUAGGGAAGCGGAAAGCAGAGAAAGAUGAAACGGUGGGAGUGAAAAUCUUCUCCACCAUAGAUCCAGAACUGCUAGAGAUAGAUCCUACUCAAGUGGAGCAGAAGUUUGAAACGUACAGCCAGUUUAGUAGAUCUAUGGACAACAGUGUUAAGGAACUACUGGCUGUUGGGAAUCUUCACUGGAAGAGAUGUACAGGCCCAUUGCAAAAGGAGUAUCGGCAGAUUGGAAAAGCAUUUCAGAACCUGUCAUCAGUUUUCAACACCAGUGGAUACCAGAGGGAAUCAACUCUGACAGAGGCAUUAACUGCAACAGGGAAAACAUAUGAAGAAAUAGCAGAAAUGGUUGCAGCACAGCCAAAAAAAGAUCUACACUUCCUGUUGGAAACAAACAACGAAUACAAGGGACUACUGGGCUGCUUCCCUGACACAAUAGGAGUUCACAAGGCUGCCAUUGAUAAAGUGAAAGAGGCUGAUCAUUUGGUGGCAAUGAAUAAAAUCAGCCAACAAGAUAAACAAACAAUGGAAAAGAAUCUCAGCACCAUGUCUUAUGCAUUGCAAGCGGAGAUGAAUCACUUCCAUAGCAACCGUAUCUAUGACUACAACAGACUCAUGCAAUUCUACCUGGAGGAACAGGUGAAAUUCUAUGAAACGAUUGCUGAAAAGCUGAAGAAAGCGCUCGGUCAGUAUACCACCAUGUGAGGACACACUCUAUAAACAGAAAUACUCAUCAAACUGUGGAACAUCAAGAGAAGAUGCUGCUUUUGCUUUUUUCAUGCUAGUUCACAAUUAACCAUGUUUUUACGGAGCCCCUAAAGGGACGCGUGAAUGAAAAAAAUAUGAGAUAGGAGGAAGAAUUAUGUCAUUG
Molecule: messenger RNA, 2102 nt
Organism: Rhinichthys klamathensis goyatoka
Lineage: Eukaryota; Metazoa; Chordata; Actinopteri; Cypriniformes; Leuciscidae
Gene: snx9a
Product: sorting nexin 9a
Exons: 18
Coding region: 260-1936 (558 amino acids)
Biological process (GO): endosomal transport; mitotic cell cycle; endocytosis
Cellular component (GO): plasma membrane; cytoplasmic vesicle
Molecular function (GO): phosphatidylinositol binding; protein binding
Source: RefSeq, a predicted model, not a curated record